AUGACCACGGUCCAGAAGCUCAUCAACGAAAUGAUGCCCGACGACAUUGCCUGCGCGAAGGACACACGCGACCUCUUGAUCGACUGCUGCGUCGAGUUCAUUCACCUGUUAGCUUCAGAGGCCAACGACAUCUGCGAAAAGGAGACCAAGAAGACCAUCGCCGCAGAACAUGUCAUCACUGCCCUCAAGGCAUUGGGAUUUGACGCAUAUCUGCCAGAGGUCGAAGUCGUCCUCCAGGAUCACAAAACACAGCAAAGAGUCAAGGACAAGGACAAGAAAUCGGGAAGACUCGAGAACUCGGGCAGGUCCGAAGAAGAACUCCUCUCAGAACAGCUCCGUCUCCUCGCCGAAGCCAAGGAACGUUUCCGGACCCAGCAGCAAUAA
Linnemannia hyalina is the source of this 384-nucleotide messenger RNA. The record is from the annotation of a GenBank genome assembly. Lineage: Eukaryota; Fungi; Mortierellomycota; Mortierellomycetes; Mortierellales; Mortierellaceae.